AUGAGCUGAAUGUCCGAACGGAGACUCUCGACUCCGACUACCAAGAGGAGACGAGGAAUGUGGCGGAGAUAUAUUGAUUUCAUGUGACUAUUUAAAGUGUUUCGGAACGUCUAAUCACAUGCAUCUUGCUCCUUCUCACCCAACUUCCUUUUCGAUGUACAAAUCUAACAAGCCACCGUUUUAAAUCCACAAAAAAUAUACAUUAAAGUAUUUCUUAAUUGGAAAAAACUGUUCUUUCUAAGUGGGAUUCAUUUCCCAAAAGAGAAAUUUGUUAAAAGUUUCACUUUUUCCAUAGAAAUCUGCCAUUCCCAAAGCUCUUUGGGAUUUGGGAUUUGGUGUGGUUCAGCAGCAACAUCGCAGAGAGUAAGAUCAAUCUUUUGCUCUUCAAUGUUGCACUCUACAGCUUCGUUUUCCAUUUACACUGAUGAUGAAAAUCAAGAACAAAUCAUGGGGUUAGAAGCGUUUGAGAAGGGUGUUAUGAUUGAAGUGAACAAAGAAGAAGUUCUGGGUAGUACUGGUCAUGAUUUCAGUUUUUCUGAAAGGGCUAUGGGGUUGAUUCAAGAGGAAGAAAUGGAAGAUGAAGAUGGUCUAAACCGGGGUUUUGACGACAGUGAGGUUAACCUUAGACCCGCGAGUCCUCCGCUCUAUUUAGCGGCGGGUCUUGGAAUGGAUGCAUCUGGUCUUGGGGGUGGGUAUGAUUCUGUUGAUUUCUUUGACGAGAAGAUGGUGGAUGAGACGCCCUCAAUCCAUCCUUCGUUGUCUCUUAGGGACUAUGUGCAGUCUUUAUGGUCCGAGGGAAAACUUGAUGAAGCUGAGGAACAGUGCUAUCAAGCUACAAUAACAUUUCCUGAAGAUGGUGAAACUCUGAUGCUAUAUGCUCAGUUGGUUUGGGAACUCCAUCACGAUCAAGCUAAAGCUUCAAGUUACUUUGAACGUGCAGCUCUUGUUGCUCCAAAUAACAGCAAUAUUCUUGCAGCACGAGCUAAAUUCCUGUGGGAACUGAAUGAGGAGGAUGAGACUAUGAUACCAGGUGAAGAAGACAGCAACCCCGUUGAUAGUUCAUCCCCUGAAGAAAGAAUUGAACCGGCACCUGACACGGGUGAGAGUGAUAUGCAGGAGUAUUAUGAGAAGAUGCUGAAGGAGAACCCUACUGAUCCAUUGCUUCUGAAAAACUACGCACGGUUCUUGCAACAGUCCAAAGUAGACCUCCAAGGAGCAGAGGAAUACUACUACCGUGGCAUCCAAGCAGACCCAAGCGAUGGGGAAUUGCUAUCAGAAUAUGCAAAACUGGUGUGGGAGCUUCAUCAUGACUACAAUAAAGCAUUAAAUAACUUCGAGAGAGCAGUUGAAACCUCCCCUACAAACAGCUAUGUUCUUGGAGCUUAUGCAAGCUUCCUUUGGGAGACGGACGAACACGAGGAAGAUGGGGCAAGCAAAAAUGACUCUCAAUGGCCUUCAAACACCGUGGCAGUUUCUGUAGGAAAUGCUUGAAUUUUAAUAAACAAAACAUAGCCAACGAUAAAUGUAUAAAGUGAUGCACUUGAAGCAAAUAAUAUUGUUCUAGUUUUACCAUACAAACCAUUAAUAACUCUGAAUCAUAAUAAGCUUCAGAAAGUUGGUGUUAUUUGAAUCAGAAAUUGUUGCUUUGAUCAACAAUAAGCUAGUGCAUAUAUUCUGAAUA
Molecule: messenger RNA, 1681 nt
Organism: Cucumis sativus (cucumber)
Lineage: Eukaryota; Viridiplantae; Streptophyta; Magnoliopsida; Cucurbitales; Cucurbitaceae
Exons: 6
Coding region: 388-1491 (367 amino acids)
Molecular function (GO): protein binding
Source: RefSeq, a predicted model, not a curated record